This is a messenger RNA of Caenorhabditis briggsae, 402 nucleotides long. Lineage: Eukaryota; Metazoa; Nematoda; Chromadorea; Rhabditida; Rhabditidae. The coding region runs from base 1 to 402 and encodes 133 amino acids. The transcript is spliced from 4 exons. The record is from RefSeq and is a predicted model, not a curated record.
AUGAAUGUAUCAUUUUGUUUGCAGAAAAAUAGAGAAAAUAACCGGAAGACAAAAGUCAAAAGCAAGAAGCCGAAAUUUCGAAAAACUCUGGAAGAAGCAUUGCUUCUGUACUUUCAAAAGGGUGCCAGAAAAUAUCAAUUUUCCUGUAUGUCGACUGCGCACUCCGGAAAAAUGCAACUGAGAAUGAGGAAGGAAAAAAGUUCUGGAAUAGUGGACGGAAGUGUUAAGUUCGCGGAUUUCGAAAAAAAAAAUGUUCAGUCGAUAACUUGUGUCAGAGUUACUUCGAAACAACAAUCAACAUCAUCUUCUGCUCAUCGUCAUCGACUGAGGCAAAAAUGGUCAAAACGAGAAGCUCCGAUGCCGUUUCAGCCAGUUCGACAACAGCGGAAGAGAAUAAUAUAA